UCGAAGCAUUCCUGCGACUCUUUAACAGAUUGAUCCCCAGCUACUCUUCCUUGCUCGAUCAGCAGUGAGUCCUAACCCACAUCACAAGCUCGUGGUGGUGUGUGCGUGCGGACUUGCUUUCCUCGACCCAUCCUUCUGUCACUGUUUUGGGGUGAGGACAUCGCGUGUUCCUGGCUGCCGUCUCGCACGUGGACCCCUGACCCAAACAUCCCACCGACUCUACGCAGCUGGUCAACAGAUCGAAAUCCGGCUCUGAACGAAAGCCUAGACGUUACCCGCCUCCCCUCGGGGCUGUCCCUCACCUCUCGGUUCUCUUUCUGGUGGCUCUUGAGGUUUGAGUCGGAGCAAACAUGGCAUCAUCUGGGCCCGGCUCCAACACCAUCAAGGUCGUUGCGAGAUUCCGACCGCAAAACAAAGUCGAAUUAGCGUCUGGAGGAGAACCGAUUGUUGAGUUUGAAAAUGAGCAGUCAUGUAAAAUCAACUCCAGGGAAGGCUCAGGAGCCUUCACCUUCGAUCGAGUUUUUCCCAUGGACUCGAGACAAACUGACAUUUUCGACUACUCGAUCCGCCCUACAGUCGACGAUAUCCUGAACGGUUACAACGGUACGGUCUUUGCUUAUGGUCAAACAGGUGCUGGAAAGUCAUAUACUAUGAUGGGUUCCGAUAUCGAUGACCCGGAGGGCAAGGGUAUCAUUCCGCGUAUUGUCGAGCAGAUCUUCGCAAGCAUUCUCACUAGCCCGAGCAACAUCGAAUAUACGGUCCGAGUCAGCUAUAUGGAAAUUUACAUGGAACGGAUCCGCGAUCUCCUGGUGCCACAGAAUGAUAACCUGCCUGUCCACGAAGAGAAGUCGCGUGGUGUCUACGUCAAAGGUCUACUCGAGGUCUAUGUCUCCAGUGUGCAGGAAGUCUACGAAGUAAUGCGGCGCGGUGGUGCGGCAAGAGCGGUGGCUGCGACCAACAUGAAUCAAGAAUCCUCUCGGUCCCAUUCCAUCUUCGUCGUCACUGUCACCCAGAAGAAUCUAGAGACGGGCUCCGCAAAGAGCGGUCAGCUUUUCCUGGUAGAUCUCGCAGGUAGUGAAAAAGUCGGCAAGACUGGCGCCAGUGGCCAAACCCUCGAGGAGGCCAAGAAGAUUAACAAGAGUUUGAGUGCUCUUGGUAUGGUCAUCAACGCGCUGACAGAUGGCAAAUCGACGCAUAUCCCUUACCGUGACUCAAAGCUCACUCGAAUUCUGCAGGAGAGUUUGGGUGGUAACUCUAGGACGACCCUGAUUAUCAAUUGCUCUCCGAGUAGCUAUAACGAUGCGGAAACGAUCUCAACGCUGCGAUUUGGUGUGCGCGCAAAGGCAAUCAAGAACAAGGCGAAGGUCAAUGCUGAGUUGAGUCCAGCUGAACUGAAGCAACUACUUCGCAAAGCGCAGACCCAGGUCAUCAACUUUGAGAACUACAUUUCAGCUUUGGAGAGCGAAGUUCAAGUGUGGAGAAGCGGCGAAACAGUUCCCAGGGACCGUUGGACACCAGCCAGAGGCUCGGAAGCCGUCAGCGCGGCCAAGGCUGAAGCUCGUGCAAGUGUUACGCGACCUGGCACUCCUUCUCGAUUGCAAGAAACUCCCCGAUCAGAGACACCACGACCCGACUCUAGAUACGGCGACCGAUCUAGCACCCCCAGCCUUGUGCUCGAGAAAGAUGAACGGGAGGAAUUCCUACGGCGGGAGAAUGAGCUCCAGGAUCAAAUCGCCGAGAGAGAAUCCCACAUUGCAAAUGUGGAGAGGAGCUUGCGCGAAGCUCGAGAGGAGCUCAAGAACCUCAAGGAAAACUCAGCACGCUCUGGCAAGGACAAUGAGAAACUCAGCGCGGAGGUCAACGAGCUUCGGAUGCAGCUGGAGAAGGUUUCCUACGAGGGCAAGGAAGCCUCGAUUACAAUGGACAGCCUCCGGGAAGCUAAUGCUGAGCUGACCGCGGAGCUGGACGAUGUUAAGCAGCAACUCCUUGACGUGCGAAUGAAGGCCAAGGAGACCAGUGCGGCACUCGAUGAGAAGGAGAAGAAGAAGGCGGAGAAGAUGGCGAAGAUGAUGGCUGGUUUCGACCUGGGAGGCGACGUUUUCUCAGACAACGAGCGGAAGCUUCAGGACCUUAUACAGCGGGUGGAUGCAUUGCACAAGGUCAGCGAGGCUGGCGAGCCAGUUGCCCCUGACGACCUCCUGGAGUUACGGACCAGCCUGGUCGAAACUCAGGGAUUGAUUCGGCAGGCUGAGCUUACCAUGAAUGACCAUGGUGAACUGAGCGAGCUGCAGGACAGCCGCAGACUGGAGUUGGAGCAGAAGCUGGCCGACCUCGAGCGGGACUAUGAGAGCCUUCUGGAGCGCAACCUGGGCGAAGGUGAUGUCGAAGAGAUCCGCGAGCGGCUGGAAAAGAUUUACGUGACCCGGAAGGAGACCGAGUUGCAGGCAGCGGCUGAACUCCGCAGCGAGAUUGCACGCAAGGACGAGGAGCUCGCCAAGAUGCGGCAAUCCCUUGCAGAUUCCCAGUCUAAGGCGUCGACUAACGGCGCCACCGGCAAGAACCUGCAGCAGCAGAUCGCCGAAUUCGAUGCGAUGAAGAAGUCCCUGAUGCGCGACCUGCAGAAUCGUUGCGAGCGGGUGGUGGAGCUUGAGAUCUCGCUGGACGACGCUCGAGAACAAUAUAACAAUGUGCUGCGCUCAUCUAACAACCGUGCCCAGCAGAAGAAGAUGGCUUUCUUGGAACGCAACCUGGAGCAACUGACUCAUGUACAGCGGCAGCUGGUGGAACAGAACAGCAGCCUGAAGAAGGAGGUCGCCAUUGCGGAGAGGAAGCUGAUUGCCAGAAACGAACGGAUUGCGAGUCUUGAAGGUCUCCUGCAAGAAAGCCAAGAGAAACUUACUCAGGCAAAUCAUCGGUUUGAGGCUCAACUCACUGCUGUUAAAGAGAGACUGGAGGCUGCGAAGCAGGGUUCGACUAGGGGUCUUCCGUCUAUGGAUGGCAGCGGCGGUUUCAGUUUUGGCGGCUCGAGAAUCGCGAAGCCGCUCCGGGGCGGUGGUGGUGGAGGGCCAGAGAGCAGUGCUCCCGUCGCAGGAGUCCAGUCGCAGGAGAGCGGAAAGCGCACAAGCUGGUUUUUCGAUCGACGAUGAUCCACGAUUUCUCUUUUGCUGUUUGUUCUACCCUUCCUCCGAACAUAUCUGAUUGUCUUUUUUCCCUUUCGUUUCGUGCAAAUAGUGCAGCAGCCUUUGUUGAGAACCCGUUCUUAUCAUCUUUCUUGGUGUCUAGAUAUCCUGCCGCUUUUUCUGCUCUCCUAUCUCUGUGAUUUGGCCGAUGACGAAGUCUGUUCCGCUGUGCUCAUGACGUUGCCCUUUUUCUGUUCCGUCUCGUUCUUGCAUCGCUGGUUACACCUAGAUUCCGAGCCACCGACGAGCCUAUGCGAGGAGAGGCCUCCGGUUCCCCUGAUACCCUUGUAUACCAGACCGAUAGAAAGCACCUCGGGAGGGGGGAAGGACGGUUUGGAGAUGAAUACAUAGUAGAUGAAUUUCACCGGAUGUCAAUAGAAGAUACGGUCUCAAUUAGUAGAUGUCAUUACUUCGCGAGGAGAAUCCU
Aspergillus novofumigatus IBT 16806 is the source of this 3606-nucleotide messenger RNA. RefSeq names its product putative kinesin family protein (KinA). Gene Ontology annotation, biological process: microtubule-based movement. The record is from RefSeq and is a predicted model, not a curated record. Gene Ontology annotation, molecular function: microtubule binding; ATP binding; microtubule motor activity. The coding region runs from base 351 to 3146 and encodes 931 amino acids. The transcript has 5 exons. NCBI's taxonomy places the organism in Eukaryota, Fungi, Ascomycota, Eurotiomycetes, Eurotiales, Aspergillaceae.